Tetrapisispora phaffii CBS 4417 is the source of this 2685-nucleotide messenger RNA. RefSeq lists its product as uncharacterized. Gene Ontology annotation, biological process: monoatomic anion transmembrane transport; polyphosphate metabolic process; phosphate ion transport. Gene Ontology annotation, molecular function: phosphate transmembrane transporter activity. The transcript has a single exon. Lineage: Eukaryota; Fungi; Ascomycota; Saccharomycetes; Saccharomycetales; Saccharomycetaceae. Gene Ontology annotation, cellular component: membrane. The record is from RefSeq and is a predicted model, not a curated record. Bases 1 to 2685 code for a protein of 894 amino acids.
AUGAAAUUCUCUUAUUUCUUAAAAUAUAAUGCUGUUCCAGAAUGGCAAAGCCAUUAUAUGGAUUAUAAUAAAUUAAAAGAUUUAAUUUAUUCUCUCCAGACUGAAGAAUUGCAUAAUCAAGAUGAAAAUUUUAAAUCUAAUGAAAUUGAAAAACUUCCUUCAAAAACCAAUCCCAUUAAGGAUGACGUUAUUAGAGAAGAAACUUUUGAAUUAAGUGAAUUGCGUAGUUCGUCAAGCAAUGGCAAAACAGGCUCAUCAAGAAAAGAAAAAAUAAAUAAUACCUUAAAAAAAUAUAAACCAUCUAUAUUUGAUAAAACAGAUAAGAACGAUAGAAAAAAUUCUUUAACUAACUCGUCAAUAAAUAGUUUAGAAAGUAAUUCUAUUGGAAGUAAUUCGCAUGAUAUUUUCAUUAAAGCAUUGCUUGAAGACAAAGUAAAAGUUGAUGAUUUUUAUAAAAGAACUGAAACUAAAUUUUAUGAUAAAUUAUCCCAUCUAAUUAAAGAUUUGGAAAAAGAAGGUAUUCAUAAUUUAAGAUCAGUAAAUGAACAAAAUGAAGAGAUUCAAACUUUGCAUUCUAGACCAAACUCACUAACCAACGAAUUGAGAAGUAGAUUCACCGACACUGGAGAAUCUGCUCCCGAUAUAAACUCAGUUGACUUCGAAGAAGAUGAAGAUGAAGAUGACUACGCUGAAGAUAAUAACGAUCAUACUGCAUUACUGAAUUAUUCUCAAUUCAAUGUUAAAUCACAAAGAAAAUCUCUACUAAAACAGUCAAUUGUAAAUUUAUACAUUGAUUUAUGUCAAAUAAAAUCAUUUAUCGAACUUAACAGAAUCGGUUUUAGUAAAAUUUCAAAGAAAUUCGAUAAAGUUUUGAAAAUGAACAUAAGAGCAGAGUUAAUCGAAUCUGGCGAAUUCUUUAAGGAUACCUACGUUUUCCAAGAUGCUGUGUUAAACAUUUUAAAUGAUAGAAUAUUUUCCUUAAUAGAAUUUUAUUCAAUAAUUACUGGUCAAACGUUUGAUAUUGAAAGCUGUGAAAAAGAAUUAAAACAAUCAUUACAUGAUCAUAUUGUUUGGGUCAGAAGUACAACCUGGAAAGAUAUGCUGGGCCUAGCAUCUCAACAAAAUAUCUUUACAGGUUUAGUAGCAGCACCAGAUGCCACAGCAAAAGCUCAAAAAAAUAAGUUGAAGCUAGAAUAUUACUCAUAUGAACUAAAGUCUCCAAUUAACAUUUAUAAAUGGGAAUUAUCUUCUUUGAAGAUUCCGAAACUAUUUUUCACUUGGAAAGCAUUCAAAUUGGCCUUCAUUUUCACAUUUACUGCAAUUUUAUUAGGUGUCAAAACAUUUAAUGAUCCUGUUGAACACCGUUGCAUGGCAUUACUAGAAUGUGUUGCUCUAUUAUGGGCAACUGAAGCUAUCCCAUUAUACGCGACUGCAUUGUUGGUUCCUUUUCUAACUGUGUUGUUUAAAGUUUUAAAGAAUGACGAUGGUACUGUAAAAUCUGCUGCAGAAUCUUCAUCUACUAUCCUAGGUGCAAUGUGGUCAUCAACUAUUGUUAUUUUACUGGCAGGUUUCACUUUAGGUGAAGUCUUGGCUCAAUAUGAUAUUGCCAAAAUCCUAGCGUCGUGGCUACUGGCAUUUGCUGGCACUAAACCUAGAAAUGUUUUAUUAAUGGCUAUGAGUGUUGUUUUCUUCUUAUCUAUGUGGAUUUCCAAUGUAGCUGCUCCAGUUCUUACUUAUUCAUUAUUAACUCCAUUGUUAGAUGAUCUAGAUUCAACUUCACCUUUUGGAAAAGCUUUAGUCUUGGGGAUUGCACUUGCUGCCAAUCUCGGUGGUAUGGCUUCUCCAAUUUCUUCUCCACAAAAUAUUAUUUCGAUGGAAUACUUAGCUGAGUAUGGUAUCGGCUGGGGUCAGUUUUUUGCUAUUUCAAUCCCUACAGGUAUAAUAUCACUGUUAUUAGCUUGGGGUUUAAUGUGCUUGACAUUCAAAAUUAACACAUCAAAAAUCGAAAAAUUUAUUCCAAUUAGAAGCAAAUUUACAUUGAAGCAAUAUUUUAUUGUUGGUAUGACUUUGGCUACUAUUUUAUUAUGGUGUGUUGAAUCCCAAAUUGAAAGUGCCUUUGGUUCUUCAGGUAUUAUUGCUUUACUACCAAUUGUUGUUUUCUUCGGUUCCGGAUUACUAAACACAAAUGAUCUGAAUACAUUUCCUUGGUCCAUUGUUGUUUUAGCAAUGGGUGGUAUUGCAUUGGGUUCUGCUGUGUCUUCAUCAGGUUUAUUAUCAACAGUUGCUUUGGCUUUACAAAGAAAAAUUCAGAACGAUGGUACCUACGCAAUUUUAUGUAUUUUCGGCAUCUUAAUGUUAGUUAUAGGCACUUUCGUAUCUCAUACUGUCUCUGCAAUCAUUAUUAUACCAUUAGUACAAGAGGUGGGCGAUGCUUUAAGUGAUCCCAAAAGUGCUCCAAUUUUAAUCUUCGGUUGUUGUCUAUUGUCUUCCUGUGGUAUGGGAUUAGCCUCGUCAGGUUUCCCAAAUGUUACUGCUAUAUCUAUGGUUGACAAGAAAGGUAACCGUUACUUGUCAAUGAAUACAUUUAUUACAAGAGGUGUACCUUGUUCAUUGUUAGCAUUUUUGUGUGUUAUCACUAUUGGUUACGGUAUCAUGUCGACAGUAUUGAAGGGUAAAACUUCUUAA